AGGCUUCCCACAAUCCAGCCGGCGGGACAAACAUGGCGUCUGCAGGGAACCGUAUCGCGGAACUGUGUGAGGAGUUCUGGCAGUGGAGACUGCGGGAGAGCCCGGAGUUCGCCACCUCCACAGGCUGCCACACGUACGACCACCUGCUGGAUUCACACAAACCACAGGCUUACGGAAAACGCAUGGUGUUUUGUGAGAAGUUCCUGACGACGGUGGAAGACUGUGAUGACAGUGGAGCGACUGCUGAGGAGAAGUUGAGUCUGAGACUGCUCAAGACAGAGAUCCAAACUUACCUGGACGGCAUCAAGUUUAGUCCCCAUCUGUACCCUAUCAAUACUAUGGAGGGUCCACAUGUGGAGUUUGAGCGCCUGAUCUCCUUCAUGAAGUUCAACAACAAACAGGACUAUGACAUGUACUUCUCCAGGCUCAAGGCAUUCCCAAAUCAGGUAACAGAGAUGAUCAACCUGAUGAAACAAGGAAUUGUAGAGGGAAGAACUUAUCAUCAGUUCAGCAUGAUUGGUGUGUGUGAUGCAAUACAAGACCUGGUCUCCAUGAAACCAGAGGACUGUGGUAUCUACGAGCCACUCAAGAAAGUUCCAGAGGCACUUGGGACAGAAACAGUCGCCAAACUGCAGGCCGAGGGUAGAGCCUUAAUACAAGACCAGGUGUUUCCAGCAUUCCAGAAGAUCAAAGACUUCAUAGAGCAGGAGUACAUCCCAGCCUGCCGUCCCUCCAUAGGCUGCUCCUCCCUGCCGGAUGGUACGGCCCACUACGAGGCUGCGCUGAGGUUCCACAUCACGUGUGACAUGACGCCGCAACAGGUGCACGAAACUGGGCUAGAGGAGGUGGCCAGGAUCAGGGAGGAGAUGCAGAAGGUUAUGGAAAAGGUGGGGUUUUCAGGAGAGUUUAAAGACUUCUUGGAACACCUUCGUAAGGAUGACAGCUUCUACUACCCUUCAGAGCAAGAGCUCCUCGAUGGCUUUAAGGAUAUGGCAAAUAACAAAAUCCGUCCAAGACUUCCACAGCUCUUCAACGACAUUCCAGACAAUGAGCUGAGUGUGAUCCCUGCCCCACCCAGCAUGGCUAACAGUCCAGCAGCGUUCUACCUGGCACCCAGUGAUGAUGGCAGUCGUCCUGGGAUCUUCUAUGUCAACUGUUCAGACGUCAGAAGCAACCCCAAGUAUGAGAUGAUGACACUGGCCCUGCAUGAGGGGGAACCAGGACAUCACCUACAGGCUUGCUACUCCCUCAACCAGAGAAAUUUGCCAAGCUUCAGGCGUUUCUUUGAAGACCGGCGGUACUACGAGGCCCCAGGCAGGUUUGCCAUGUACACUGCAUUCAUGGAGGGCUGGGGACUGUACUGUGAGUACCUGGGAAAGGAGAUGGGGCUCUAUGAGGACCCUUAUUCUCUGUUUGGCCACCUGUCAUUUGAGAUCAUGAGAGCCUGUAGACUGGUUGUGGACACUGGCAUGCAUGUCAUGGGAUGGUCCAAGGAGCGUGCUGUUCAGUACAUGAAGGAAAAUUCUGCUGUUUCUCCCAAACACAUUGAGAUUGAAGUCAACAGGUACAUCACCUGGCCUGGACAGGCCUGUGCCUACAAGAUUGGGAUGAGGAAGAUCCAGGAACUGCGAGAAAAGGCAAAAACAGAACUAGGUUCCAAGUUUGAUGUCCGUGAGUUCCAUACUGUUCUGUUGGGCUGUGGUUCUGUACCUCUCAACAUCCUGGAGGAGGUGGUGCACCAGUACAUACAGGACACCAAGCAGAAGUAAAUCCUGCAUUGCAAUGUAUACAAUACAAUCCCAAGGGGUGCCUAAGUACAUGUAUUCAAACAAAUUCUGUUCACCUCAUAUGGAUUAUAAUGAGAUUCAUAGAAAUUCUACUUAAAGCAUACAAACUGGAAUGGACAAAGUAGUGGCUUUUAUAAAAAAAGAAACUGACAAAGGAUAAAAUUUCAGUUUUUCAUGAUGAAUGAAAUUCAUAAAUAUUUUACAUAAAAGUAUAAUAUUUACGAAUUUCAUAAACUUCUUAUGUUUAGGCACUCCUGAUCCCAUCUUAAACACCAGAAAACAAACAGCAACUCUUUCAACCAUCUGCAAUCCUUGAAAUAUCAAGUUUGAAACUUAAGACAAUCAAGUGAAGCAGUUUUGACCACUCCAUUGUAUUUGGACAUGAAAAGUUUUAACCUGUAUCUGUUCAUCAAGCACUUUGUACCCAUUAUCCUGGCUACAUUAUAUCUUCCUGCUGUCUAGUCAAGCUGUAAGGCUAGUGAUCGUAUAUUGUUUAAACCAAUUGACUUCUCAUUGACAGUAAAAAAUACUUUAAAAAAUAGGACUUUCUGAGGAGAACAUGCAAAGUGUGAUUGUGAAUUACAACUUCCUCUCUCUAAAGGUAGAUAAUAUGUAACGUCUUCUCUUCCUAGUUAAGGAAUGAGUGGAAAUGUUGCAGAAGACAAUGGUAUGAUACUUAAGGCACAUAAUUUAAGCAUUCUC
Molecule: messenger RNA, 2489 nt
Organism: Branchiostoma floridae (Florida lancelet)
Lineage: Eukaryota; Metazoa; Chordata; Leptocardii; Amphioxiformes; Branchiostomatidae
Exons: 17
Coding region: 33-1769 (578 amino acids)
Source: RefSeq, a predicted model, not a curated record